AUGCAAAUUCUAUUGCAUUUUUUAGUGUUAUGCUUCAUUUUGCAAACUACUUGUUUCUUGGUGUCGAAUGCUGUAGAAUGUAAAACUAGCUCGGAUCCAUCAAAGGUGGCUUAUACUAUCACGGUUUCUCAAUCUGGCGAUGCAAAUUUUACCACCGUAACAGAUGCUCUAAAUUACAUUCCUUCAGGGAAUGACCGGUGGAUCAAAAUACUACUGAAGCCAGGAACUUACAAAGAGAAAAUUCUUAUAAACGAGAAAGAAUGCAUAUUUCUUGAAGGAAGCGAUAGAUCCACAACAACAAUAACCUUUGAUGCUCAUAAUUCAACAAUGGGCAGCAUUACAUUUUUUGUGACUGUCGACAACUUUUUAGCUAAGGGUAUAACCUUCAAGAAUUCUUAUAAUCGAGCACUAGUAGCGAAUCAAGAACCAGUAGCGAAUCCAGAUCCAAUCCCAUGUGUUGCUUUUGGAUCUUUUGGUGACAAGCAUGCAUUUUAUUCAUGUGGCUUCGAAGGAUAUCAAGAUACAUUGUGGGACCAAAAAGGUCGUCAUUACUUCAAAUCUUGCUAUAUUGAAGGAGCAGUGGAUUUUAUAUUUGGCAAUGGCCAAUCAGUAUACGAGCAAUGUGCCCUUAAUGUAACGGGAGGAGGAUUCAUCACUGCACAAAAUCGAGAAUUGGCGAAUGAUCCGAGUGGUUAUGUGUUCAGAGGAUGUGAGGUUUCAGGAACAGGGCAUGGAGAUUUAGGACGAGCUUAUGGUUCAUUUUCAAGGGUUAUAUUCAUCGACUCCAAGUUAAGCAAUGUUGUAGACCCGGGAGGAUGGAACAUAUGGAGACAACACGGACACGAGAUACCUGUUAUGCUCACCCCUAAUGAUACUCCAAAUGAUGUUACAUACGCAGAAGUUAAUUGCACGGGUCCAGGGGCAGAUACAUCUAAACGAGUUCCAUGGAUGAAGAAGUUGCAAGGCUCUGACCUUCAACAUUACACUACACAAGCAUUUAUCGACCAAGAUGGGUGGAUUGCUAAACAACCAAUUUGA
Molecule: messenger RNA, 1038 nt
Organism: Spinacia oleracea (spinach)
Lineage: Eukaryota; Viridiplantae; Streptophyta; Magnoliopsida; Caryophyllales; Amaranthaceae
Product: probable pectinesterase 66
Exons: 6
Coding region: 1-1038 (345 amino acids)
Biological process (GO): pectin catabolic process; cell wall modification
Molecular function (GO): pectinesterase activity
Source: RefSeq, a predicted model, not a curated record